CAAUCCAAGGGAUAAAGGCAAAAGUCCUCACCGGUUUGACAGCGAACGAAUGGAGUGGACCCGGACUCUUCUCUGAAGUGGGGGAUUGUUAAUUUCAGAUUGUCGCAUAAACAAAUAAAAAUCGGUUAUCUACCUUUCAGGUAUAUUAUAAUCAAACAUGGCUGUCUACAAAAUAGUGUUGAUUCGCCACGGAGAGAGCAACUGGAACCAAGAGAAUCGGUUCUGCGGCUGGUUCGAUGCAGAUUUGAGCGAAACCGGGGAGAAGGAGGCGAAUAGAGGUGGACAGGCCCUGAAAGAUGCCGGCUUUGAGUUUGACAUUUGCUACACCUCCGUGCUGAAGCGAGCCACUAGGACACUUUGGCUGGUCCUGGACAGCAUUGACCAGAUGUGGGUGCCGGUGCAUCGGACCUGGCGCCUCAAUGAGCGCCACUACGGAGGCCUGACAGGGCUGAACAAGGCAGAGACAGCCGCGAAGCACGGAGAGGCUCAGGUGAAGAUCUGGAGGCGCUCAUUUGAUACCCCUCCUCCCCCCAUGGGCCCCGACCAUGACUACUACAGUAUCAUCAGCAAGGAUCGUCGCUAUGCAGACCUGACUGAGGACCAGCUUCCUUCCUGCGAGAGCCUUAAGGACACCAUCGCACGGGCGCUGCCCUUCUGGAACGAAGAGAUCGCACCUCAAAUCAAACAGGGAAAGAGAGUGCUCAUCGCUGCCCAUGGAAACAGUCUGAGGGGAAUUGUUAAGCACCUGGAGGGAAUGUCAGAUGAAGCCAUCAUGGAGCUGAACCUGCCAACGGGCAUCCCCAUCCUCUACGAGCUCGACAAGAACCUGAAGCCUGUGAAGCCGAUGCAGUUCCUGGGAGAUGAGGAGACCGUACGCAAAGCCAUGGAGGCUGUGGCUGCUCAAGGAAAGGCCAAGAAGUAAAGACACAGAAAAGACAUUUCUGUGUUUGACAGAGUAGGUUGUCCCUCACAACUAGUAGUGUUUUUCCUAAAUCCUCAUUUAUUUUGGAUUGUAAUACGUGGUGAGUACACUGUAGAUUGUUGUCAAAGGCAACCUCCCUCUACUUGCACAGCCAGGGAUAGUAGAUGGUUAACGAUUGAGAUAUAGACCCACAGCUCUCAAGAGAUUGUAAAUCAUUUUUGUUAAAAUGGGUUAUUAAUAUAACAAACUUUUAAGAAGGGAGCGUUGAACUGAAAUGGAUAGCAUUGCUGAUAAAGGCAGUGUAUUAUCUGUAGUAAAGAUCCCUAUGGAUCUCUGUGUACUUGUGUACUCCUGUGUACUACAUUAAGCUGUGGUGUCCUAGGCAGGGAUGUUGAAUGUCAGGUUAAAUGGUAAUUAAACCAGUUACAGAAAAAGGAGUAACAUCCUGGCUGUGGUCACUCUUCUGCAGUCAGCAAUAAAAAUCCAAGCCACAGCACAUGUUUUGACACUACACACACAUUGAAGAUAAAGAGGGGGGAAUGAGUGAGACAUGACCCUUCUUGUUGUGGUCUCGGUUUGCUGAUGGUGGUAAGUUAUACCACCUGUGUGUGUCUGAUCAUACUGACUUCAUCAAGACUAGCCCAGGAAAAAAAUAGUUAUCUAGUAUUACAGUUUAAUUAAAAAAAAAAAAGACUUUAUGAGACUUUUUUUGUUUAAAUGAAAGGGACUGCAAAGGAUGGAGAACUUAUUUUCUAUCUCGUUUCUUAAAAGCAUUCCAUUGAUGACUUUUAUUGAUGCAUUCCAUUGAUGAAGAGAUGUAAGUUUGCAAUCUCUUGAGAGCCAAAUGUGACAAUUAGAACAAUUAAACUGACAAUUUGCUAUCAGUAUUGCACUGUAUAAGCUAUAAAUCUAUUAUUUGGAUUAUAGCCCCCCCAGUUUCGCAGUACUAUUUUAAAGCAUGAUUAACAGAAGAUAGAAGGCCUGACUUUAAUUAUUAAUUUUGUUUCUCUGUUUUGCCGCCUUUGGACUGUCUUUGCCACUUGGUGUCAUAUGUAUGUGCCUCCAGUUCCAACUCCUACAGUAGAUUCCUACAGUCUACUAGGAUUUUGUUCAAAAUGUCCCAUUAUGUCUUAUAAUAUUGACAUUUUUCUUUUUUAAAUGUAAACCCCUCUGUGUUGAUUUAAAUGUACCCUGAAAGCUCUGACGGUAAUAAAUAUACAAAUCUAA
This is a messenger RNA of Etheostoma spectabile (orangethroat darter), 2149 nucleotides long. RefSeq names its product phosphoglycerate mutase 1. Gene Ontology annotation, biological process: glycolytic process. The record is from RefSeq and is a predicted model, not a curated record. Gene Ontology annotation, molecular function: intramolecular phosphotransferase activity. NCBI's taxonomy places the organism in Eukaryota, Metazoa, Chordata, Actinopteri, Perciformes, Percidae. The transcript is spliced from 4 exons. The coding region runs from base 158 to 922 and encodes 254 amino acids.